Messenger RNA from Ectocarpus siliculosus, 843 nucleotides. NCBI's taxonomy places the organism in Eukaryota, Phaeophyceae, Ectocarpales, Ectocarpaceae. The record is from the annotation of a GenBank genome assembly.
AUGAGUCGCCAGCCACGUGAAACGCCUGGUCUUCUUGGUUCCGGAAAAAACAUGUCGAGCUUCGACUUCCUUCCGUGUGUGACAACGAUGAAGGCGCGUGAGUGGGAGCUCGGCCUGAUCACUGAGACUCAGAGGUGCAAAGAGAGCAAAACGGUCGAACCCCCGUUCCUGGGAUACAGGCUCUUUCGAAGUGUGUGCGGAGAGUUCCUGGGCUGCUUGCUCUUCCUGUUCAUGGCAAUCACGGUCGCCCGGCUGGCGGGAAACAGAGAGGACGGUGACGCCGCGGGGGAGCAGACAGCGACUAUCCUCAUGAUAUCUUCCGCCUUCGGUCUAUCCAUCUUCGUGCUUGUCUACAUCUUUGCGGACGUUUCCGGUGCCCACCUCAACCCAGCGGUAUCCAUGAGUCUCCUCGUCGGGAAACGGAUUUCAAUUGAGCGGUUCGGACUCUACGUUGCAGCUCAGGCUGGCGAGGCUUUCGGUGCUGAAGUCCUGUGCACCUUUCUGCUGGUGGUGACUGUUUUCACCGCCUGCGACGGUGAGCUCGGUCGCAAGAACGCCCACACUGGACCCCUCCUCCCGCUCGUCAUCGGGAUGGCCGUCUUGAUCGCUCACCUGGUGUUGAUUCCCAUUGACGGGUGUUCCAUAAACCCGGCUCGCUCGUUCGCCACCGCCGUGAUCAACAACAAGUGGGACGACCAUUGGGUAUUCUGGGUCGGUCCCCUCCUCGGCGGUGUCCUCGGGACUGCCACUUGGGAGGCCAUCCUUCGCCCCGACCAGCCGGUCGAUGAUGAACACGAGGUGUUCCUGGACAUGAAGAAGGCAGAGUUGGGCAACGAUGCUUAA